AUGCAUGAUAUUUGCAAUUACGACACAUACUUCGUUAAGAAGUAUGAUGCUAUUAGGGUUUUGGGUCUUCUUCAGGAGCAAAAACUUAUAGCUGCUUUGCGGAUGCUUGCGUAUGGGGCAUCUAUAGAGCAGGUGGAUGAGAUUGCGUGGAUGAGAAAAUCCACUAUCCUAGAGUGCUUGGUCGGAUUUUGUGAUGCAAUAUAA
Messenger RNA from Prunus armeniaca (apricot), 204 nucleotides. NCBI's taxonomy places the organism in Eukaryota, Viridiplantae, Streptophyta, Magnoliopsida, Rosales, Rosaceae. The record is from the annotation of a GenBank genome assembly.